Molecule: messenger RNA, 6617 nt
Organism: Rosa chinensis
Lineage: Eukaryota; Viridiplantae; Streptophyta; Magnoliopsida; Rosales; Rosaceae
Product: TMV resistance protein N
Exons: 16
Coding region: 237-3842 (1201 amino acids)
Biological process (GO): defense response; signal transduction
Molecular function (GO): protein binding; ADP binding
Source: RefSeq, a predicted model, not a curated record
AAAAAGAAGCCGCUGCUUGGCAAGUGCGCCUCAUGAGAAGUUGCAACUUGAAAAGAAAGGAAAACAUUUAAAAAAUCAUAGAGGUUCUCGUUUAGUCAUUUUCAAUCUCACAUUCACAUUGCAGCAGGCACCAAGAAAAUAUCUACUCGAGAGUUGAGAUAUAUCUCAGAUCUAAAAUACAAGAGCACUCCAGGAAGGCAACAUUCAACAAAUAGAGCAAAGCAAGCAGAAUAUAUAUGGCUUCUCUGACCAAUGAAGCAGCAGCCAAUUCAUCUUCUUCUCUCCCACUUUCUUCUACUGAGCAAAAUCAUUACACAUACGAGGUCUUCCUGAGUUUUCGAGGCGAGGAUACGCGCUUUAAUUUCACAGAUCAUUUGCACACCGCUUUGGAUGACAGGGGAAUUAAGACCUUCAUAGAUGAUGAACUCAGAAGAGGAGAGGAAAUAUCCGCGGCUCUUCUCAAAGCAAUUGAGGAGUCAAGAGUUUCAGUCAUCAUCUUCUCUCAAAAUUAUGCUUCGUCAAGGUGGUGCUUAGAUGAGCUGGUCAAGAUACUUGAAUGCAGAAAAUCCAAAGGACAGGAGGUUAGACCUGUAUUUUACAAGGUUGAUCCCUCAGAUGUACGACACCAAAGUGGUGCUUUCGGUGUGGCAUUUGCUACGGUUGAUCAAUGCAAAUACAAGAAUAACAUGGACAAAUGGAAGGCAGCUCUCAAGGAAGCGGCAGAUUUGUCUGGAUGGCCUUUCAAGGAUGGCGAGUCCGAGGCUAAAUUUGUCAAGAAGAUUGUUGGGGAGUUGUCCGCCCGAGUAGUAAACCCUUCAUGUGAGUUGCACGUUACAGAACAUCCAAUUGGAUUGCAGUCUUGUAGACAAGAUGUCAUCAGACUUCUACAUGCUGAGGAAAAUGUUGUUCGCAUGGUAGGCAUAUGGGGGCCUGGUGGAAUAGGAAAGACCACAAUUGCGAAAGAUGUGUUUAAUUCUAUUCACCGUAAGUUUGAAGGUACUUGUUUUUUAGCGGAUGUUAGAUCAAAUUCAAAUGACAUAGCCAAACUGCAAGAGACACUUUUGCUUGAUAUUUUAGGCGACCCAGAUUUGAAGGUGAGCAAUGUUGAUAAAGGAGUCAGUUUGAUAAAGACAAGGAUGCGAUGUAAAACAGUUCUCUUAAUCCUUGAUGACGUGAGUGAUUAUAGCCAAUUACAGAAGUUAGUUCCAUCCCCUGAUUGUUUUGGGCUGGGUAGUAGAAUUCUCAUAACAACAAGAGAUAAAGGCUGGCUAACUAGUCGAGUUGAUGAAGUGUAUAAGGUCAAAAUGUUAAAUGAUGAUCAAGCUUUGGAGUUGUUUAGCUUGCAUGCAUUCAAAAGUAAUGGACCUCUGGAUGAUUACCUGGAGCUUGCACGACGUGCGGUACACUAUGCCGGGGGCCUUCCAUUAGCUUUGAUACUUUUAGGCUCUCAUCUGUAUUCUAAAAGCAGAGAUGAGUGGGAAGCCACAUUAGAUGGUUGUAGAGGCGAAGAUCCCCACCGAAAGAUAAAAAGGGUUCUCCAAAUAAGUUAUGAUGCUCUAGGAACAGAUUUAAAAGGAUGUUUUCUUGAUAUCGCUUGUUUUUUUAAGGGUGAGUAUGUAGACGAUGUGAAACCAAUACUAGAAGCUUGCUACGACCUCAAAUCAGGGUAUGGUAUUCCACAACUCGAAGAAAAGGCCUUAAUAAGAAUUGACAAAGAUUGGAAGGGCAGUAGUAUUUGGAUGCAUGACUUGAUAGAAGAAAUGGGUAAAGACAUGGCAUGUCAAAAGGGUGAGCCCGGCAAAAGCAGUAGAUUGUGGAACUACGAUGAUAUCUACCAUGUUUUAACAGAUAAUAUAGGAACAGAGACAAUAAAAGGCAUUCAAGUACAGGCUGUAAAGUGGGACCAAAGAUACGAUGAGAUAUGUUUGAAUGCUAAAAGCUUUUCAGAGAUGAAAUAUCUCAGAUACUUUUCUAGCAGCAGUUCUAUAGAGUAUUCUGGGAACAUUGAUUAUCUACCCAACGAGUUGAGGUGGCUUAAUUGGUCCAGUUGUCCGAUACAAUCGUUUCCUUCAAAUUUUUAUCCAAGGAAACUUGUAAGGCUCAAUAUUACUUACAGCCCUCGCAUCACACGACUAUGGGAGGGAGUUAAGAAUUCUCCAUUUCUAACACAUAUGGAUUUAAGAGGCUGUAAAUCCCUAACAGAACUCCCAGACUUCGCCCGAAUACCCAAUUUAAAAGUGCUGAACUUAGAUGGUUGUGAAAGUUUAGUUGAGGUUCAUCAGUCUAUUGGAUCCCUACAUAAGCUUGUGACCUUAGAUCUUGGAGGCUGCUUUAACAUUGUUAAGUUGCCCAGCGAAAUUAGCUUGAAGUCUCUCCUUGCUCUGGAUCUUAGUGAUUGCACUAGGCUAGAGGAAUUUCCAAAAAUUACUGGAAAGAUGGAUUCAUUGACAGAGUUGAAUCUAAGAAGCAGUGGCAUUAUAGAAUUGCAUCAGUCAAUUGAAAAUCUCACUGGGCUUAAACGGUUAUGUCUAGUAGACUGUAAAAAUCUUGCAACUCUACCAUGCAGCAUAUGUGAGUUACAAAAUCUAGUUCUCCUAGAUGUGAGUGGAUGCUCAAAACUUGUUACAUUUCCAACAAAAGCAAGCAUUUCACAUGAUCAUGACAGUGGUUCACUAGUGCUUCCCAAGCUCCGUGUACUCAGAAUCAACGGAUGUAAUUUAUCAACUGCUGAUUUCAUUGGGAGUCUUGAUUGCUUGGAAACAUUAACCGAACUUGAUCUCUCAAGUAACAAUUUUGUUAAUGUUCCUGUACUUGCCAGAUUUGUCAAGUUGCCAAGGAUUGAAUUGUAUUGUUGCAAGAGACUUCAAGAGAUUCCCGAGCUUCCACCAAAUAUACUCUAUGUAAAUGCGUGGAAUUGCGAAUCACUGGAGAGAUUUUCUAUAUGGCCCAAGUCUUUGAAAAUGCUACAGAUGAACUUGUGGAAUUGCCAUAGAUUUAGUUACAAUCUGGAAAAUAUUUUGCUGAAUAACCAGAACAACUGCCGGUUUAGUCUUGUAUUACCGGGUAGUGAGGUUCCGAAGUGGUUCCAUUGUUCGAAGGAGGUUGGUGCUAAGGAAAAAGGCUGGAACAGGACAUGUGCAAUUUCUUUUGAAAUCCCAAGCAAAUUGAAUUGGAAUAACAUAGGAGUGGCUGUUUGUUCUGUUUCAGUUGAGGAACGUCUCGUAGGAGCUGAUAUUUUCAUCAAUGGGGUAUUCGUACGUCGGGGUUCCAAGUUGCCCAGUUGCUUCUAUCCAACGAAAGACCAUAUGUGGGUAACUUAUAUUCCAUUAUCUGAUGAAAUAAAGGGAAAGGUGGAUCAAAAGGGUUGGUCGCGUUAUCACUGUCGAGUUCAAUUUUACUCCUCGUAUGAUGCUCCAAUGAAAAGCUGUGGGGUUCACCUCGUAUGCCAACCACCAAAGGAACCUGUCGAUGAGAGUGGUAUGCUCGACUGCUUUUCGUGGUUUUCGACAAUUGAAGAUUAUUGUGAAUCAGUGGUCGGCCUAGACAUAAGAGAUUAUGAAUCACUAGACACAGAGGGGACAUCAGAGUUACUAGACACAGGGGGGACGUCGGAGUCAAGUGCACAUUAUUAUCAAUCACCGGACAGAGAGGGGGCGUCGCUGUCAAUUAAAGAUGAUGCUGAAGAAGAGCCAACUCUGUCGUCACAGCUUUCUUUGUCUUCCAAACCUCAGAAACGAUACCGCACAUUCUUAGAUGGUGAAGAAUCAUCAACAGAGAAUCCUCCAAAACGACAACGCGCUGCCGGGCAACCAUCAAUGGUCCAUUUUGCUCAUGAUCCCUGACCUGCAUAGCUUCAACACCAAGAGGAACCAACUGAGUUGUUAAGGCUUUCUCUGUCUUCAGAACCAACAAAACCUCAUGGCUCAGUUGAAGGUGAUCAAGACCCCUGUAUGUCUUUGUCUCUGCUACCAACACUACCAUCCACUUGGGGUGAUCAAUCUGUAAGUUCCCAUCACACAACCACUCUCGAUGAGUGGCAUGCUAGACUGGCUUUCGUCUGCGAAUCCUGAACAAAAGAUCCAACGAGGAUUAUGACCAUCAACAAGAGCAGCAGGAGCAACCAUUUCCUUCAAAACGACACUGCACUGAGGAGCAACCAUCAAUGCCUCCAAUCCACAUCAUCGAUGAUGUAUGUGAUGGAGUCCACUGGAUCAAAUCUUCCCGACUUCUGAUUGGCAAGCAAAUCUUGAUCUUCUUCCCAAUUUGCUGCUGAGUCUCGCGAAUCAAAUCCAGAGUUCCAACAAUGAUGCCAUGCACUUAGAUAUGUUCUUUCAGAUACUACCAGCUAUUUUCAGUGGGGACUAUAGAUUUUCCACUCAGAAAGGUUACAGACUCUGGCCAAUUUAGCUACAUGCUGAAUGCUGAUCCAACUCAAUUUGAGACGACUGCAAAUAAGCUAGAAGCAAAGGUUACAACUCGAAAUUUCAUAAAUAUGGCCAAUAAUUUAUCAACUUCUAUACAAAAAGUUUUUGGUAUCAGAAGUUCUAGCCUAGCUUUGGCCAAGUAUCUCGCUUCAAGGUGAUGCGGCAGGAGGAUGCUGACCUUCUUGAGGAAGAAGGAAUUGGUUUUCAUUGUUUUUAAGGUUGGAAUUAAUACUAUGAGUAGUUACGCCUUCGUGGAGUUUGCCACUGUUGUAGAUUCAUGCAAGCAAGCAUCAAUUCAGCAGCACGUAUUUAGUAGCCUACCACCAAUCUGGAUUACCAUUCACAAGGUCUAGUGGCAGUCGAUCAUAUGUGGCAGUUGAUGAGGGUUUUCAAUCAUAAGCAAGUGGUGUGAGUCUCUUUCAAGAAGAGAAUGCAAAGAAUGAGAAAUUAUGUGAGACCGUACUCAACAAGUAACUGGUUUGAUUGUGAACGAGGACUUUCCAGUUUAUAGUCAUGUUAGAGAAAAUGGUAAAAAAAAAGAAAUAGCUACUGUUGGACCAGCUGUUGUUUGUGCAAUCACUCCAGCUAUGGAGAAAACAAUACAUUUGGCUAUACAUUGCUUUCUGAGAGGAGCGGGACAUAAAGCAGUUAAUCAAUUGGAAAAAUCAGUUAACUAAAAACUUGAAGCUACUGUAUCCAGGCAAAUCAAGGCGCAGUUUCAAACAUCGGGUAAACAAGCUCUUCAGUAAACCUUUUAAUAUAUAUAUAUAUAUAUAUAUAUAUAACCUUUUCACAUGGGAUGCUCUCAAGUCUAGCAUGGAAGCUUCAGUUGUACCUGCCUUUGAGAAGCCAUGUAAAGCCAUGUUUGAGCAAGUAGAUGCCACAUUCCAGAAAGGAAUAGUUGAACAUGCAACUGUGGUUCAGCAACAUUUUGAGUCUGCACAUUCACCAUUGGCCCAUGCUUUAAGGACAUACGCCCUGUUGUUGAAGAUGUGCUGCAGAAAGAAGAGGAUGAAGGUGCUCUACUUCUUGUUAGACCAAAUGUAUAAGAAUGACAUUUGUAUCAAUGCUGGAACCUACGCACUCUUGGUACGUGGGAUGUGCAAGAAUGAUAAACUCGAAAACGCAUGCUCCUUCUUUGAGGAGAUGGUAUUGAAGGGUUUUGUUCCCGAGGACAGCACAUAUAACUUGAUAGUGGCGAGACUUUUCUGAUGGUCAGAGCAAGCAAGGGAUGUGAUCUAAUGGCAUGAUGCUGGAGCCAUAAGCAUAUAUGGUGCUGGUGUUGUAUGCUGAGGUUAUUUCAGAAUAACAGUGCUUAUUAAGAAGUUCUAGCCUGGCUUUGGCAAAGUAUCUUGCUUCAAGGUGAUGCGGCAGGUGGAAGAAGGAAUUGGUUUUCAUUGUUUUUAAGGAUGGAAUUGAUUCUGUGAGUAGUUACUCCUUCUUGGAGUUUGGCAGUUUGCCUCUGUUGUAGAUUCAUGCAAGCAAGCAUUAAUUAUGUGCAUCAAUUCAGCAGCACAUAUUCAGUAGCUAGCGCCAAUCUGGAUUACCAUUCACAAGCGAUCUUAUGUGGUGGUUGAAGAGGGUUUUCACAGUCAUAAGCAAGUGGCAUGAGUGUAUUUAGAGGCUGCUGCAGGAUCAAGCUCUCUCUAACAAGUAACAAGCGAACCAAUAGUGAUAUACACCAACAGUGGUGAGACCAUUUGUUGGUCAGAGCAAGCAAUGGGUGCCAUCGAGUGGGCAGGUUGAUGAAGAGUUUGCAGACAUAGUCAUAGACAAGUGGCGUUAGGCUGGAGCUUCCCUGUUUGGAGGCUGCUGCAGAACAACUCCAAAUACCAUCACGGCAAUAUCUAACGUUCUUUCUAACAAGCUAGUCUUUUGUAGUUGAGUUAUGAAAAUGAGAUGUAAAUAUUUGUAAUCCGAUGCUAAGAAUAAGGGCACAUGUCUUUUUCAUUUCCUUGUUUUGUAACUCAGAGGAAGUAGCAAAUUACUAUCACCAUGGUGCUGCUGCUAUAUGAUGACAGGUGAGGUUGUUUCACAUCCAAUAACAGUGCGUGUUACCUUUCAAAGUGAAAUCUCACUAACAUUCCGUAGUGUGUACUAAACAAGCUUGUGAAAUUUGAUUGGCAUUCUACUAGUCAUAUAAACAGAAAAUCUUGAAAAGUUAGCUCAUUUAAAUCUAAAUUGAGUUCUACA